This is a messenger RNA of Propithecus coquereli (Coquerel's sifaka), 1827 nucleotides long. RefSeq names its product serine/threonine kinase 32C (gene STK32C). Lineage: Eukaryota; Metazoa; Chordata; Mammalia; Primates; Indriidae. Gene Ontology annotation, biological process: G protein-coupled receptor signaling pathway; protein phosphorylation; regulation of signal transduction. The coding region runs from base 1 to 1827 and encodes 608 amino acids. The record is from RefSeq and is a predicted model, not a curated record. Gene Ontology annotation, molecular function: G protein-coupled receptor kinase activity; ATP binding; G protein-coupled receptor binding. The transcript has 12 exons.
AUGGGGGGUCUACCUUUCUUCAGGGGCGCAGCAGGAAGGCCCCUCCAGGACCUCCGUGGGCAGGAAGGGACAGUGGGCUUUGUGGCCCGGCUCUGGGCACAGCCUAAGGAGACAAAGGCUCCAAAGUCAGACGACCAGGCGUCGGGAAACGACCCUUCAGUGACAACGCCUGAGGAACAGGAAGUUCCAGGCAGAUACUCUGUGAAGGCCGAACAGAGCCCCGCCGCCAGUGCCAAGGCCCUGCCGCAUCCCGGCAAGGGGACCCAGAGCGACUUGGCACGUGGUCCCCGGCCGGGCCUGGGCGCUGACCUGCGCCAGGAGGUGCCGCUACGGGUGGUGCCCAGAGGGCCACACUCGGGGGUGCCCAGGACCCCGCCAAAGGGGACCCGAGAGAGCCGCGCACCCUCCCGGGGCGCCGCGCUCCAGCGCAGCCUGCAGCCGCCGGGCGGGGUCGCGCAGCCGCCGCCCGCGUCCGGGGCCUCCAGCCUGGCCGCACGGAGCGCAGAGCCGCAGCCCGCCGGCCCCGAAGCCCCCCCGGCCCUGCCUCCGCCCGCCGCCGGCCAGCCCCGGGCCCGGGACGCGGGCGAUGCCCGCACGCAGCCGCGCCCCCUGUUCCAGUGGAGCAAGUGGAAGAAGAGGAUGGGCUCGUCCAUGUCGGCGGCCACGGCGCGGAGGCCGGUGUUUGACGACAAGGAGGACGUGAACUUCGACCACUUCCAGAUCCUGCGGGCCAUCGGCAAGGGCAGCUUCGGCAAGGUGUGCAUUGUGCAGAAGCGGGACACGGAGAAGAUGUACGCCAUGAAGUACAUGAACAAGCAGCAGUGCAUCGAGCGCGACGAGGUCCGCAACGUCUUCCGGGAGCUGGAGAUCCUGCAGGAGGUCGAGCACGUCUUCCUGGUGAACCUCUGGUACUCCUUCCAGGACGAGGAGGACAUGUUCAUGGUGGUGGACCUGCUCCUGGGCGGGGACCUGCGCUACCACCUGCAGCAGAACGUGCAGUUCUCCGAGGACACGGUGCGGCUGUACAUCUGCGAGAUGGCCCUGGCCCUGGACUACUUGCGCAGCCAGCACAUCAUCCACAGUUGGGGCCUCUGGCCCUGUGACGGCCCAGCUGUUCCUUCCUUCCGACGGGAAGCUCCAGAGAUCUUCCACUCUUUCGUCAACGGGGGGUCUGGCUACUCCUUCGAAGUGGACUGGUGGUCCGUGGGGGUGAUGGCCUACGAGCUGCUUCGAGGAUGGAGGCCCUACGACAUCCACUCGGGCAACGCCGCGGAGUCCCUGGUACAGCUCUUCAGCACCGUGAGCGUCCAGUACGCGCCCACCUGGUCCAAGGAGACGGUGGCCCUGCUGCGCAAGCUGCUCACCGUGAACCCCGAGCACCGGCUCUCCUGCCUGCAGGACAUGCAGGCCGUGCCGUCGCUGGCCGCCGUGCUGUGGGGCGACCUGAUGCAGAAGAGGGUGGAGCCCGGCUUUGUGCCCAACAAAGGCCGCCUGCACUGCGACCCCACCUUCGAGCUGGAGGAGAUGAUCCUGGAGUCGAGGCCCCUGCACAAGAAGAAGAAGCGUCUGGCCAAGAACAAGUCCCGGGACAACAGCCGGGACAGCUCCCAGUCCGAGAACGAGUAUCUUCAGGACUGCCUCGACGCCAUCCAGCAAGACUUCGUCAUUUUCAACAGAGAAAAGCUGAAGAGGAGCCAGGACCUCACCAACGAGCCCCUCCCCGGCCCCGAGACCAGGGACGCCGCGUUCCCCGUGGAGGACAGCCAGGCAGAGCGCUCCGCCCUGCCCAUGUGCGGCUCCAUCUGCCCCUCGGCCGGGAGCAGCUAG